GAAUGUAAAAAAAAAAUAAAACAAACAAACAAAAACUCACAUAUAACCCCUUUAAUAUCAAUAAUACUAUUAUUGUACCUUAACAGUCUUACCAGAAAGCUUUCUGAGCUCUCUUCCCUAUUUAAACCCCAACUCUCAUUUCUUCUUCCUAUACCAUCAUCACUAUUUCUCUUUCUCUCUCUUGUCGACAUUGUUUUACUUAAUAAUAACAAAAUGAGUGGUUUUAGUUUCACAAGUCUCACAUUCAUACUUGUGGUUUGUUUUAUGGUAUGGUCAUCAUCAAAUUUUGAAGCUUGCAUUGCUGGAAGAGGAAGACAUUAUUGGAACAGAGGACCUUCAAACUCAUCACCAUUAUCAUCUUCUUUGAACAAUAAAAAGAAACCCAAGAACCACCACAGUGGUCAUCAUCAACAUGGCCAUGGUGGUUCUUCAAAGCCAAAAUCUCCGCCGCAUUACAAGGCAGCUCCGCCACCGGCCAUUGUCAAGCCCGGUGACGACACUCCUCCCAGUCCACCCAAAGGUCACCAGUCAUCUACGACGACCUUUAACGUUUUGAAUUUUGGUGCCAAAGGUGAUGGAACUACAGAUGAUACUAAGGCAUUCCAAGCUGCAUGGGCAGCUGCUUGUAAGGUUGAGGCAUCAACACUUCUAGUUCCUGCUAAAUACCAAUUCUUUGUUGGGCCCAUCGAGUUUUCUGGCCCAUAUUGUGAGCCCAACAUCGUAUUUCAGUUGGAUGGCACAAUCAUAGCUCCACAAGACCCCAAAGCAUGGGGAAAAGGUCUCUUCCAAUGGCUUUUAUUCUCAAAGCUAAGAGGAAUUACAGUUCAAGGGAGUGGAAUCUUAGAAGGAAAAGGAUCAGUUUGGUGGAAAGAGGCCUCUCUAUAUGAUGACCCUGCUGAUGAUGAGUUAAAGCUUAUUAUCCCAUUAAACAGCACAGUACAUCAAUUUCCACCAGUCCCGAUAAGAAGCAAGCUCAGUGGAAUAAUGCCAAGCAUCAAACCAACAGCCCUGAGAUUUUAUGGGAGCUUUAAUGUGACAGUCACGGGGAUAACAAUCCAGAACAGUCCUCAAUGCCAUCUCAAGUUUGACAACUGCGUUGGGGUUUUGGUCCAUGACAUGAGUGUGUCAUCUCCCGGUGACAGUGCCAAUACUGAUGGAAUACACCUACAAAACUCCAAAGAUGUGUUAAUCCACACCACCACUCUUGCCUGUGGAGACGACUGUAUUUCGAUUCAAACUGGAUGUUCAAAUGUAUACGUACACAAUGUGAACUGUGGACCUGGUCAUGGAAUCAGCAUUGGAAGUCUAGGCAGGUACAACACCAAAGCUUGUGUCUCUAACAUCACUGUCCGAGAUGUAAUGAUGCACAACACAAUGAAUGGUGUUAGAAUCAAGACUUGGCAGGGUGGUUUAGGGUCUGUCCAAGGAGUUCUGUUUUCAAACAUUCAAGUUUCUGAAGUUCAACUUCCAAUUGUGAUUGACCAAUUUUAUUGUGACAAAAGUAGUUGUAAGAACCAGACAUCAGCUGUGGCUGUAUCAGGAAUAACCUAUGAGAGAAUAAGAGGGACUUACACAGUAAAACCUGUACACUUUGCUUGCAGUGAUAACCUACCAUGCACAGAUGUGACACUAAAUUCCAUACAGCUUAAACCAAUACAAGAACGAUAUCACAUGUCUGAUGCCUUCUGUUGGCAGACUUUUGGAGAGUUGAGGACUCCUACUGUCCCGCCAAUCGGUUGUUUACAGAUGGGAAAGCCUUCAAGCAACCGACUUCAAUCUGACCACGAUUCAUGUUGAGAAACUAUACAAAUUAAGCAUCAUCUGAACUGAAUGAAAUGGUGUAUUCUCUUGUGUGGUCGGCAUGAUUUUCCUGACCCCUUUCAACACCAAAACCGGGUUAGAAUUUUUAAGCGUGUAUAGUUUGUCAGGCAAUCCUAGUUUGUAGGGAGUUUACUUACUUAUUAUUAGUUGGGGUACUACAUUGCCAUUAUGAGAGAGCAUACAGAAUUUGCUUUUUUAGCUGGAUAAGUUAUAGUAGUUAUAAGUAUAAGGGGCCAUUGUUUAUUGUUAUGGCAGAUUGCUUUGAGUGACAUAUAUUAUUAUACGAGUGAGUUGCAUCUAAGUUUGAAAUAAAAGGUUUCAUAUCUACA
Molecule: messenger RNA, 2150 nt
Organism: Cannabis sativa
Lineage: Eukaryota; Viridiplantae; Streptophyta; Magnoliopsida; Rosales; Cannabaceae
Product: polygalacturonase At1g48100
Exons: 7
Coding region: 214-1797 (527 amino acids)
Biological process (GO): carbohydrate metabolic process
Molecular function (GO): polygalacturonase activity
Source: RefSeq, a predicted model, not a curated record